This is a messenger RNA of Lathyrus oleraceus (garden pea), 1287 nucleotides long. RefSeq lists its product as uncharacterized. The record is from RefSeq and is a predicted model, not a curated record. The coding region runs from base 1 to 1287 and encodes 428 amino acids. Lineage: Eukaryota; Viridiplantae; Streptophyta; Magnoliopsida; Fabales; Fabaceae. The transcript has 2 exons.
AUGACUUUAGACCAAGACCAAUCCUCAUGUAAAACCAAAGUUAGGUUAGGCCAAGUAUGCCAAACAAACAUCAAAGAUUCUGGACCAAAAUCGGGGUAUGACACUGGCAUAGCUAAAAGGUUGAAGAAUAGGAAAGGUCAAGUUGUUGGGUCCUCCAACAUUCCCUCCAAAUCUGUCAGGAAGAAGGCUAAUGUCGGUCCCACUGAAAGACGGAGCAAGGACAUCAUAUCCACUUCCCGAAAGCAAGCUUUUGGGAAGAGGAUUCCAGCCAACAUUCCUGAAGUUCCACUUAACAACGUCUUUUUUCACUCUGUUGAAAAUGUUGAAAAAUGGAAAUAUGUUUAUCAAAGAAGGUUAGCAUUAGAAAGGGAAUUGGGGAAGGAUGCUUUUGAAUGUAAAGAGGUGUUGAGUCUGAUUCAAGAAGUUGGUCUGAUGAAAACUGUAACAGGUUUUGGGAAGUGCUAUGAAAUGCUGGUCAAAGAAUUUAUUAUGAACAUAUCCAAAGAUUGUGACAACAAAAGGAGAAAGGAAUUCAGAAAAGUGUAUGUCAGAGGAAGAUGUGUGGAUUUUUUCCCUGAAAUAAUCAACCGGUUCUUAGGAAGAAAUGAAGAAGAACAAGCUGAAAUUGAAGUCUCAUACAAUGUCAUCUGCAAAGAGAUCACUGCUAAGCAAGUAAAAGAAUGGCCAAGGAAAGGAAAAUUGUCUGCUAGUGCCUUGAGUGUCAAGUAUGUUGUUCUCCAUAGAAUUGGAGCUGCUAAUGGGGUGCCUACCAAUCACUCCUUCAAUAUAGCUACUAGGCUAGGUAAGUUCAUCUAUAUUGUUGGGACCAAGUCAAAUUUUGAUUUUGGGUCUUAUGUUUUUUAUCAGACUAUGAAACAUGUUGCAUCUUAUGCUGUAAAAAUGCCAAUAGAUUUUCCCUCUUUCAUUUGUGGAGUUAUCCUGAGUCAACACCCCAUCAUAUUGAUCAAUUCUGAUAGUACUUGCAAAAGGGGCCCUCAUCUCUCAUUGCAUUAUAGACUAUUCACUAGGAGACAUGUCCCAUACAUUGUCAUGACAUAUGGACAUACUUUUUCAAGUUCCACUGACAGAACAAGCAUUCUUACUAAGAUGAAAGACACCUGCAAGACUUUGGAUGAGACUAUAAAGAGUUGUACUGAAAUGAAAUGCAAACUUGAAAUGUUUAUUAAGGCUCUUUCGGAAGAGGAAGGUGGUAAGAAAGCUGAUGGAACUGAUGAGGAAGAGGAUAAUGAAGACAAAACUAUUACUAGUGAUGAGGAAGAGACUUGA